Messenger RNA from Panicum virgatum (switchgrass), 1269 nucleotides. RefSeq names its product pathogenesis-related thaumatin-like protein 3.5. The record is from RefSeq and is a predicted model, not a curated record. The transcript has 4 exons. The coding region runs from base 283 to 1092 and encodes 269 amino acids. Gene Ontology annotation, cellular component: extracellular region. NCBI's taxonomy places the organism in Eukaryota, Viridiplantae, Streptophyta, Magnoliopsida, Poales, Poaceae. Gene Ontology annotation, biological process: defense response.
CUUGCGCGCUGGCCGUGCCUUCCCCCCGAUUCCCAACGAACUCCGAUGUUUCGUCCGGGGUUCCCACCUAAUCGCCAUCCAUCUCCCCCCCCCCCCCUGCGUCGCCUCGCGUUACCCAGAUCAAACACAACAAAUAUAAAUCAGACACGCGCAGUACCUGCAGAUUUGCUGCCUGCACUGCACAUCCCUCUUCCAGCUCCAGCAUCCAGCUAGUUACCACAGGCAUUGGAAUUGCUGGUUCUUCUCCUCAACUCCUAUUAACUCUCCGAUCAAAUCGUCUCCAUGGGAGCCAUCCGAAUCGCAAACCUUCUCCUCCUUGCUGGGGUCAUCUGGUCACACGCGGCGCGCGGCGCCGAGGCCGCCGGCACGACGGUGUUCACGCUGCGCAACAACUGCUCCCACACGAUCUGGCCGGCCACGCUGUCCGGGAACGGCGCGGCGGCCGUCGGGGGCGGGGGCUUCGAGCUCGCGCCCAACGCCAGCGCCUCGUUCCCGGCCCCCGCGGGCUGGUCGGGCCGCCUCUGGGCGCGCACGGGCUGCGUCGCGGCGGCGGCGCCGUCCUCGGGGCUCUCGUGCGCCACGGGCGACUGCAGCGGCGCCGCGAGCUGCGCCCUGGGCGGCUCGCCGCCCGUCACGCUGGCCGAGUUCACCCUGGGCGGCGCCGACGGCAAGGACUUCUACGACGUGAGCCUGGUGGACGGGUACAACGUGGGCAUCGGCGUCGCCGCCGCGGGCGCGAGGGUCAACUACGCGACCUGCGGGUACGCCGGGUGCGUCGGGGACGUGAACGCGCUGUGCCCGCCCGAGCUGCAGGUGGCGUCCGGGGCGGCGGCGGCGGAGGCCGCGGGAGGGGACGGCGCGGCGCCGACGGUGGCGUGCCGGAGCGCGUGCGAGGCGUUCGGGACGGCCGAGUACUGCUGCACGGGCGCGCACGGGGGGCCCAGCACCUGCGGGCCCACCAAGUACUCGAGGCUCUUCAAGGCGGCGUGCCCCGCGGCCUACAGCUACGCGUACGACGACCCCACCAGCACCUUCACCUGCGGCACCGGCGCGCAGUACCUCGUCACCUUCUGCCCGGGCGGCCACCAGUAGUGCUGUAGUGGUUGUGGCCGUGCAUCAGUGUAUGCGCGACGGUAUACUAGUACACUGCUGUUGCAGCAAAAUGCCCGUAGAUCAUUUUGUUUGUUUAUGCUAAAAACUGUGCUUUAGUUUGUUAGCACUUUGUUGCACAUCAUAGAUCGAAAUUAGAAAGUGGGGUUUUGACGAACU